Molecule: messenger RNA, 1842 nt
Organism: Sporothrix brasiliensis 5110
Lineage: Eukaryota; Fungi; Ascomycota; Sordariomycetes; Ophiostomatales; Ophiostomataceae
Exons: 2
Coding region: 1-1842 (613 amino acids)
Source: RefSeq, a predicted model, not a curated record
AUGCCGGCCACCAUCUACCAAACACACGGUACGUCCAUCAGCCGUGAAGAUGCGCUCGCCAGCGAGAAGAAUGUCGUCGUGCGACACGCCCAAUUCUUCUCCUUGGUGGACGUCACCACGCGCCUACUGAAUGACCAGUUCGCCGUGAUUACGUUGGUGGCUAUGCAUAUUGGCGUCAACCCUGCAUGCAUCGAAAUAGCCCAUUUCACGACCUGGAAACGCGGCGGGUUUAACGUCGUCAUUCCCAUGUUUGUCAGGGAUAAGGAAGCGGACACGGAUCGUGUUGACGCCAUGAGGCCGCCAAACCAACAAGGGGAUCAAGAUGCGAACCAAGUCUUGCUACGCAUCCCUUUGCCGGCCAAAGUCAGCGAGGAGCAGAAUCCCGGGUCUGUGAUGGACAAGCUACGUUGUGAGACGGCGUCCUACAUUUAUAUGCAGCGGCAUUGCCCCGAAGUGCGCAUACCACACCUUUACGCCAUCGGUUUUCCGGGAGCGAGCGGCCAGCAUUUCACUCACGCAUCCCACCUUUCCAUCUUCCGGCGUGUUGCGCUCUACGUCCGACAGGUCUUUGCGUCCUGGUUUCGUCGACCGGUGCCCUCCGACUAUAUUCCUGUCACCCUACCGCCCGGCCCGAUACCCCAGCCGCUGGAAGACACCGGCUACAUGAUCCUCGAGAACCUGAGCGAGGCCCGCUUCGGCAAACAGCUCCCCUACGUUGUGCCCCGCGACCGACCGCUCCAAGGGCUGUUUGCCGACGAACCCAUCAAGACGCGCAACCUCUGCCGUGACCUCUCCCGUUUGAUGCUGUCCCUCGCCCGCGUGCCGCAACCACGGAUCGGUGCCUUUCGCUUUUGCUUGGCUGACGGCACCAUUCGCCUCGACGGCCGGCCUGCAACGUGCGACAUGGCCAUUUGCGAGACCGAGGGUGCCGCACGAACCGUCGGACUCGACACGACGUACACAAGCGCCGACCGUUACCUGGCGGACCUUGCGCGCUUUCACGAGUCCGCGUUCCGCACCAAGCCCAAUGCCGCCCUGGGUGAGAAUGAUGCCGAGUAUCAGAUGGGGAUCAUGGUGGCUCUGCGGGCCAUAGCGCACCAUUUCGUGGGCGGCUCAGGUCCUGGGCCCGGACCUGACGAGAACGCAAGGCGCGGCGACGGCCAGCCGUUUCUUCUGCACCUCUCCGACAGCAACCCAGGCAACCUUCUCGUGGACGACGACUGGCACAUUACCGCCAUCUUUGACCUCGAGUGGCUCUUUGCCGCACCCAUCGACCAGCUGCGCCCGCCGUCGUGGCUGACAUGGGAGUCCAUUGACUUUGUAGCAGGGGAAGGCUACGACAGCUACUGUGCGGCCCGCAAGGUCUAUAUGGACAUCUUCCGCGAGGAAGAAGAGAAAAUGGGCAUGGCGGACCGGGCAGCAGACGACAAAAUACGACUCAGCGAUGCCAUGGACGCUAGCUGGACAUCUGAGCUUGCAUGGUUCUACCUUGCGCUCACGUCUGUUGACGGUAUGACACAGAUUUAUGAAAGACGCUUCCGGCCGCUGUUUUGGCCUAGAAUAAGCAAAAACAAGGAUGAGAGCAAGGGCGAAAGCAAAGACGAAAGCAAAGACGAAAGCAAAGACGAAAGCAAAGACGAAAGCAAAGACGAAAGCAAGGACGAAAGCAAGGACGAAAGCAAGGACGAAAGCAAGGACGAAAACACACAAACAGACCCAACAGAGUACAACACUCUAAGCCAGUUCUGGCAGCCCGACGCUCGAGCCGUCAUAGCCCAAAAGGUGCUUGACAGAGAACAGCACAAGGCGGCCAUCGAGCGGCUGUUUGAGGACAAAGAGUGA